AUGAAGCUCUCCAAUCCGGGGACAGUGCCGGUGUACACAAUUUCCGGCGCAUCUACUGCCCGACCGCUCCCAGACUGGCUUGCUCGCAGGCGGAAGAGAAGUUUGAAAAAUGACCCCGAAUAUCAGAACCGCGUUGAACUUCUCCAGGACUUCGAAUUCGAAGAAGCUAGUAACUGCAUUCGCGUGAGCGAAGAUGGCGAGUGGAUGAUGAGUACCGGCACCUACAAACCGCAGAUACACGUUCAUAACCUCCCACAACUUUCUUUGUCCUUUACUCGCCACACGAAUUCUUUGAAUCAUUCGUUCGUCCUCCUUUCUUCUGACUACUCGAAAUCACUUCAUCUCCAAAACGAUCGAAGACUCGAAUUCCACACCCCAAUGGGCUGCCACUACGAGGUCCGACUCCCAAGAUACGGGCGUGACGUGCUUUACGACCGCCAUGCCACCGAAGCUUUGGUGCCCGCGGUAGGUCUGGACUCGGAAGGGAAAGGCGAAGUCUUCCGCAUGAAUCUGGAUCAAGGACGUUUCAUGAAGUCGUACCAAAUCGACGUAGGCGGUGACGAUGAAUUGACUGGGGGCGGGUUGCAGGGUGGUAUUGGCGUUGGAAGCGUCAAUGUUGCCGCAAAUGCAGAAGACACACACAACCUCAUGGCGUUUGGAACGUCGAUGGGCACUGUUGAAUUCUGGGAUCCGCGGUCGAAAUCUCGAGUCGCAUUGCUAACUGGGCACGAUGGCGAGGUCACGGCAUUACAUUUCAGCUCGUCGGGAUUGUCGCUCGCCACCGGAUCUUCCAAUGGCAUGGUCCAACUCUUCGAUCUGCGUCGCCCGGUGGCUCUUCUCAAGAAGGAUCAUGGAUAUGGCUUUCCAGUCAAGAAACUUCUUCACAUGACAAAUUCGUCACAUGAAAAGAAAAUCAUGUCAGCCGAUAAGCGUAUCAUCAAGCUUUGGGAUGAGGCAAGUGGUGAGCCUUGGACGUCGGUCGAGCCUGUUGUGGAUAUCAAUGACGUGGCAUGGUGCAAAGAUACCGGUAUGCUCCUCACUGCUAACGAGGGCAAGCAACAACAUGCAUUCUUCAUCCCUCAGCUUGGUCCAGCACCGAAAUGGUGCCCAUUUCUCGACAGCAUGGUGGAGGAAAUGGCGGAGGAGGUACAUACCGAGACAUACGACAACUACAAGUUCUUGACUCUGCCAGAAUUAAAACAGUUGAGUCUAGGUCAUCUGAUCGGCAAGACAAACCUUCUGCGGCCAUAUAUGCACGGAUACUUCGUCGCUUCCAAGCUUUAUGAGCAAGCCAAGUUGAUCGUCAAACCAUAUGCCUGGGAAGAGGAGAGAAUGAAACGUGUCAAGGACAAAGUCGAAAAGGAGCGUGCCAGUAGAAUACGAGGCACCAAGAAGGUCAAGAUCAACCAGAAGUUGGUUGACAGGAUACUCAAGAAACAGGAGAAUAGAGAAAAGGUGGACACUAAUGCCGGUAUUUUGGGAGACGACCGAUUCGCAGCGCUCUUUGAAGAUGAAGAGUUCAAAGUGGACGAGACUAGCAAGACAUUCCAGCUGCUCAAUCCCAGUACACAUGUUGAGCAGCCUGUGGACCCAAAGGCUCCAACCCGCUACCAAGCUAAGGACUCUGAUGAUGAAUCCAGUGGAAGUGAAGACGAGAUUCGCAAUUCGGACAAAUUACGCAAUGAUGUGACGAUGAGGGUAUCGUCUACGCAAAACGAAGGUCGGCCUUUGCGGGACACCGCUCUAGGAUCGCGAGUGCAAAAAUCAGCGCGGGUGACCAAGUCCCAGCAUGGCGAUGUCGGCGGUGAACGCCAGGUUACAUUUAUUCCUGAAUCGAAGAAGAAACGGCUACAAGAACAAGCCGAACCAUCCUUUCGUCAACAGCCAAGAGGGGGACGAAGGAGUGCCAGCUCCAACACAUUCAGGAGAAUGUGA
Molecule: messenger RNA, 1935 nt
Organism: Metarhizium album ARSEF 1941
Lineage: Eukaryota; Fungi; Ascomycota; Sordariomycetes; Hypocreales; Clavicipitaceae
Product: WD repeat protein
Exons: 1
Coding region: 1-1935 (644 amino acids)
Biological process (GO): maturation of SSU-rRNA from tricistronic rRNA transcript (SSU-rRNA, 5.8S rRNA, LSU-rRNA)
Cellular component (GO): nucleus; small-subunit processome; 90S preribosome
Molecular function (GO): protein binding
Source: RefSeq, a predicted model, not a curated record